This is a messenger RNA of Mustela erminea (ermine), 5888 nucleotides long. It is a transcript of the gene FBXO21, whose product is annotated as F-box protein 21. The record is from RefSeq and is a predicted model, not a curated record. Gene Ontology annotation, molecular function: protein binding; DNA binding. Bases 61 to 1944 code for a protein of 627 amino acids. The transcript is spliced from 12 exons. NCBI's taxonomy places the organism in Eukaryota, Metazoa, Chordata, Mammalia, Carnivora, Mustelidae.
GCGGGGCGAAAGGGGCGCCCUGGCGCGCGCGCGCGCGACGGGCCCAGGUACGCGGACAAGAUGGCGGCAGCAGUGGUCGACAGCGCUAUGGAGGUGGUGCCGGCGCUGGCGGAGGAGGCCGCGCCGGAGGCGGCGGGCCUCAGCUGCCUAGUCAACCUGCCCGGCGAGGUGCUGGAGUACAUCCUGUGCAGCGGUUCGCUGACGGCCGCCGACAUCGGCCGCGUCUCCAGCACCUGCCGGCGGCUGCGCGAGCUGUGUCAGAGUAGCGGGAAGGUGUGGAAGGAGCAGUUCCGGGUGAGGUGGCCUUCCCUUAUGAAACACUACAGCCCCACCGACUACGUCAAUUGGUUGGAGGAGUAUAAAGUUCGGCAAAAAGCUGGGUUAGAAGCCCGGAAGAUUGUAGCCUCAUUCUCAAAGAGGUUCUUUUCAGAGCACGUCCCUUGUAAUGGUUUUAGUGACAUUGAGAAUCUUGAGGGACCCGAGAUAUUUUUUGAGGAUGAAUUGGUGUGCAUCCUAAAUAUGGAAGGAAGAAAAGCUUUGACCUGGAAAUACUACGCUAAAAAAAUUCUCUACUACCUACGCCAACAGAAAAUUUUAAAUAACCUUAAGGCAUUUCUUCAGCAGCCUGAUGACUAUGAAUCGUAUCUUGAAGGUGCUGUAUAUAUUGACCAGUACUGCAAUCCUCUCUCUGACAUCAGCCUCAAAGAUAUCCAGGCCCAGAUUGACAGCAUCGUGGAGCUUGUUUGCAAAACCCUCCGGGGCAUCAACAGCCGGCAUCCCAGCUUGGCCUUCAAGGCAGGCGAAUCCUCCAUGAUAAUGGAGAUAGAACUCCAGAGCCAGGUGUUGGAUGCCAUGAACUAUGUCCUUUACGACCAGCUCAAGUUUAAGGGGAACCGGAUGGAUUACUAUAAUGCCCUCAACUUGUACAUGCACCAGGUUUUGAUUCGCAGAACAGGAAUCCCGAUCAGCAUGUCCCUGCUCUACUUGACAAUUGCCCGGCAGUUGGGGGUCCCACUGGAGCCUGUCAACUUCCCCAGUCACUUCUUGUUAAGGUGGUGCCAAGGUGCAGAAGGGGCAAGCCUGGACAUCUUUGACUACAUUUACAUAGACGCCUUCGGGAAGGGGAAGCAGCUGACCGUGAAGGAGUGUGAAUACUUGAUUGGCCAGCACGUGACAGCAGCGCUGUACGGGGUGGUCAACGUGAAGAAAGUGUUACAGCGCAUGGUGGGAAACCUUUUAAGCCUGGGAAAGCGGGAAGGCAUCGACCAGUCCUACCAGCUCCUGAGAGACUCGUUGGAUCUCUAUCUGGCCAUGUACCCGGACCAGGUGCAGCUCCUCCUCCUUCAAGCCAGGCUCUACUUCCACCUGGGAAUCUGGCCAGAGAAGUCUUUCUGUCUUGUCUUGAAGGUGCUUGACAUCCUCCAGCACAUUCAGACCCUAGACCCCGGGCAGCACGGGGCGGUGGGCUAUCUGGUGCAGCACACGUUAGAGCACAUUGAGCGCAAGAAGGAGGAGGUGGGCGUGGAGGUGAAGCUGCGCUCCCACGAGAAGCACAGAGACGUCUGCUACUCCAUUGGGCUCAUUAUGAAGCAUAAGAGGUAUGGCUAUAACUGUGUGAUCUAUGGUUGGGACCCCACCUGCAUGAUGGGACACGAGUGGAUCCGAAACAUGAACGUUCACAGCCUGCCUCAUGGCCAUCAUCAGCCUUUCUAUAAUGUUCUGGUGGAGGAUGGUUCUUGUAGAUAUGCAGCCCAAGAAAACUUGGAGUAUAACGUGGAGCCUCAAGAAAUCUCACACCCUGAUGUCGGACGCUAUUUCUCAGAGUUUACCGGCACACACUACAUCCCGAACGCAGAGCUAGAAAUCCGGUAUCCAGAGGAUCUGGAGUCUGUGUAUGAGACGGUGCAGAAUAUUUACAGUGCAAAGAAGGAGGACGCCGAGUAACGUCUGGUCGAGGACACUGCGCCUUUGCCGCUGCUGCUGUCCUCCAGGAGAACAGGAUUCCGGAAGAAGACGUCUCCACGGAUCCCUCUGGAUUCACACCACCACCAGGAAAGCCACUUAACCAGUAGUGCUGGUUGCCUCCUACCAAGUCUAAAUAACGUGUGCUCUCCUCCAGCUGCAAAGACAAUGUUGCUCUCCGCCUACACUAGUGAAUUCAUUUGACGGCACUGUGUUCAGUGGCAUGGCUUGUGUGCUUGUCCUGUGGUGACAGUUCGUGACAUUCUGUCUUCAUGAGGUCUCACAGUCGACGCUCUUAGAGUCAUUCUUCCUGCUCACUUCCCCUCCGUCUGUCUCCCACCUGUCUCAGAACAUUUCAUUUGCCAGGCAGGAAGGGGUGGUCCUGCGUUGGCCAUGCUUUCUCUCUGAUUUCUCUGCGGAACACCGGGCGGCUUGUCUUUUCACCGUGAAUUUAGUUGCUUGUUCAGAGGGGAAGCGGUGAGUGAUGGUGGCAGCAUCUGAGAGAUGGGGACAUUAACAGACUAAUGUAAUCAGAGUCAUCCGCAUUUAUUUUUUCUAAUAUUUGAAACAGAUUUCAGGCAUUUUAUCUUCUCCCUGAUUUGACUUGGGAGAAUGGCAUAGCUUUUCCUUCUGUGUUCCUCUCACACUUAUGCUCAUCUCUCUGUGAAUUCUUAGUUUUCUGUUCCAUUACAUAAAAUCUUCUAAAGAAAGUACAUAAUAAUGGCCAUUAUGGAUGGGUUUUCCCACAUUCAUCUACUGUUCCUCCCUUUAAAAUAACUACUUUUUGUUUCCUUUUAAUUUUAAGAAUUGUUCCAGUAUCAUGACUAGAUCUUAAGUCAGUGAUGGGUUCUCUUUAUUGUAGGAAGUAUUAAUCUGGUGUUAAAAUGUUUACUUUUGGAAAUCACACACGGUGGUCUCCAAAAACCUAAAAAGGAGGUUUCACUUUUGUAACCGGAAAAAAGAAAUAAUGAACCUUAUACGUUUUUUAAAAAGGAAAGAGGAGGUUCCAUGCCCCCUGUCAUCCAUAAGAAUCACUCUAAGAUCCUUUUGAGUAUGGCGGGGUGGAGACAAGUAAAACGUCUUAAAGAAUGUCUGAUCCGUGGGGAAGGAGGCAGGUGUCCUUCUGCUUUCUCGAAGCACUGCUGUCCCGAAGAUACCACUGGCUCUUGCUCCGUGCCCUCCGUCCCUGAGCGUGAGGGCGCCGGUUCCCUGCGCAGCUCCAAAGGCCGCCACUCUCCACCUGCCUGUUCUCAAGCAAGCUAGCUAAUUCGUAGUUAACCAGUAGAAGCUAACUUCUGGAGUUAGGACCUAGUUACUUUCCUCUCUGAGUUGAGAAGAACCCAGUUGCUCUGGUGAGCGAGGCUCCGGGGGCUGGGAUCCGGCCCCGCCUCGCCGCCCACCCGUGCAUUUGCAUGCUGUUUUUCCACGCCGUGUUUGAUGACCGCCUCUCGUUUCGCCCUUGGAAGCCCUGGGAUGACCGAGGUUUGGGGAAGCCACCUGAGACCAUGUCGUGGUACCUGGCGGCUGGUAAGCAGUUACUAGAGGUGAGGGUCUGGCGGGCCGGCGCCUGCCAGCCCGAGUUCGCACUUGCCAGUGUCGGCGUCCCUCGGCAGUCAGAUCUAGAGCCCGAUGGGUUAGAUCUGCCCGGGCAACGUGACCACUCACAGCACCCCGCCUGCUGAGGCCGGGGGUCUAACACUACUCUCGUUUAAAGGUGAGAAACUAGUUAAUCCAGAGGUAAUACUAACCAGAUGCGUUACUAAGAAACUGUGGAGCAUGCUGAGUUAUAACCGUUGGUUUUCUGGUUUGAUUUCCUUUUUUUCUUAGAGUAACAUCGAAGCCAAGAAGGAUGGUUUUACUUUUACUGACCCAAUGUAAAUAUGUAUGUAGACCGUUUUUAAAUGUGUUUCUUCAUGAAUGCUUCAUUCGGCUCCAGGAAGCCUGUGUCACCUGUGUAAGUUGGUAUUUGGGCACUUUAUAUUUUUCUAAAAACGUGUUUUGGAUCUCCUGUACUCUAAUAAAUCAUAAGUUUCUUUUUAAAAUUUUUUCCAAAAGUUUUCUCCAUUUUAAAAAGCCCUGUUACAACAAAGUAGGACUUUCACUAUGUUAAAAUAUUAAAUAUUUGGAUAUAGUCACUUCUUUUCUCUUCAAAUGAAUGCCAAGAUUUUUUUGUACAAUGAUUAAUAAAAUGGAACUUACCCAGAGAAACCACACAAGCGGACUGCCCAAUUUCGUUUCGGAACAGAAAGUCCGGCCAUGACAACAGCAGAAUGUCCCUGGCUUCUCUUCUGCUCCAAACAUUCAAACAUUUGCUCCACCGAAUUUUUCCUAACUUUGGUGAGUGCACAGGGCACCUUUAUUCCGCCGGCUCCUCCCAGACGCCAGUUCCAGUCAGCUGGCUGGGAGAGGCGGAGCCCGUGGUUGUCACGGGAACAGCACAGCUUGUCCAGCGCAGCUUGUCGGUUGUUACAGUCUGUGUUGUGCAAUGGGAAGGGCAGGUGCUUCGGGACGUGCGGGUUCUCAGUGCGUUGUUAGCACUGGUGUGGUAGCUGCGGGAUGCGGGGCGCCCGUCCCCCCAGCGAUGCUCUGUGUGCUGUGCAGAGAGGACGAGGCACAGGCCAGUCCCCAGUAUCUGCGCUGCGGUGGGUCUCAGACCUGGAACAUACUGUCAUGCGUUGUGACUUACCUACUUCUUGGCCCCUAGAACCUUCCUCCCCAACACACACGCACACACAGACACACACACACACAGAGCAGCCCCAAGGUCCAGUGUUUGUGGACGUACUUUGGGAAACACUGUGUCAUCAGUUAUGUCCAAAACUAGUCUCCGUUUGCCUCAGACCAGUUUGGCCAAGUGUCUCGUGUGAACAACUUCGUCUAACCGGAUUUCGGACGGCCGGCUUCAUGUGGUCUCCGCCCAAACCUCGUAAUAGAUCUCAUUAUAAGUGCAUUUACACAGCAAAAUUGUUUUAUCAUGAAAACCAGCAUUAAUACUGUUGCUCCGUCAGUUGUACAUUUUCUAUAUCUACUCGAAGUCUUGCUCUAAUUUUAAAAUGUCUCAGUCUUUCCUAACGUAUUAAAUUGAGUCAAACGUUCACGUUCUAGGCUUGCUUCUACCAUCCGAAGGCGAAAUGCUCUUUUUUCCUUCCUCCAUAUUCUAAGUAACUAAAAUUGGAUUGCCAGCAACUUUUUAAUUUAGAGGUAUCCUGUGGCCGUAAUAAUCAAGAUGUAGCUCUUCAUGUCUUACUGUUUGUAGUUUUUUGGAGGAAAGGAGAGAAUGUUCUCCUAGACAAAAUGCAGCAUUUGGCUGUGUGCCGGUUUCUUUCUGGAGACGUCAGCAGUUGUGUUGCGCUUGUGCUUUUGUAUUCAAGCUUCCCUGGAGCCGGCAUUGGCUUCAGCUAGACUCUUCACAGCAACCCUCUAAGGCAGGGCCAGGUGGUCAGUGUUUCUGCGGGCCACGGAAGGUCACAUGUUCUUUGUUUUCAUAAACGUAGAAGACCUUCUCAGCAUGAGGGCUGUAAAGAAACCGGCGGUGGGCUGGGUCUGGCCCAUGGGCCGCAGUUUGCCAGUCCCCGCCGAGGUGUAGGCCUGCCCGCAUCCCACUGUCCGGCCGGGAGGUCGGGAGCGUACUGCUUGGAGGCGGCACGGCUGGUGGGACGCCUGGGUGUGUGAUCUCCAAGCUCCCGCUCUAGGCAAGGUCACCACUGCCAACUUGAGCAACUACCUCGCACCGGUUUGACCUUCUGCCUUGCAGCCACUUUAACUUCUAAACGUUUCAGUUCUUUAACACUUACACUCUUGAGAGGAAAGGACAUUCCUUUGGUGAAUAAAAUUCUGUGCAAUUAUAGAACAAAUGUAUUAUGGCCAUUUAGUGAUGAUUGUAUUAGGGUAAUGCUAGUUCUAUAAUAAAUAGACCCAAAAAUUUC